AUGGCGAAGUAUCUUUUGAAUUCCAAGUACUCUCACAAGCUUCUUGGGUGUGACAUCAAAGAUGAUGCCAGCUGGAAAGCCGAAGUCCUGGGUUUUUGGGAAAAGUUCCGAGCUGUUGAUGGUGGUCACGCGGUCUUCCUUGACCAUGCAGAUCCUGAGGAGUUGUGUCGCUGCUUGCCAUGCCUCAUGCAUGGAGAUGAGGGUGUAGGGCAUCGGAGAAAACCUGUUCUCCAGUUGCUUUGGGGACCUCUUCUGAGGGUUGGUUUGGGUGCAACUGAUAGGUUGUUCCUUGUCACCACGUGCCCUCACAAGUACUACUCAGGCUACAAUGAAGGCACUGCUGCUGGGAAUCAGGUGAUUGACAGACUUGUGGCUGAAUGCGCCAGGUCAGCCUGCAAGUCUUACUACCAAGGCAUCCCUACGAGGUUUGGCACCUUCAGACUGGUGUUUUUGGGCUUGGCCGGUGACCACCCAUUUCAAACCAAAGUUUGUGGCAGUUUGAGAAGCCAUCUCCGAACUGAGAUUUGCCCUUGGUGUCAUGCCAACACCUCCAACAUUCCAUUUGAAGAUUUUGCGCGGAGUGCUGCUUGGAGAAGAACCGUUUUUCAAUCAGUUCCCUGGAAGUCCAGCUCGCCUUUUGCAAUUCUGCCUGGAGGAAGCCACCCAUCAUUCAUCAAAUGGGAUCUUAUGCACAUGGUGCCCCAUGGCUGUGCGCGCAAUUUUUGCGCAUCUGUGGUAUGCAUGUUGUGUGGGCCUCUGGGAUUGAUUUCGCCCAUGCCGGGACCUGGCCUUAGAAAAGACCGGUGCUUGGAAGCUGCUACCCGUUUGAUGGAUUCUUGGUUGAUUGGCGUUGGCAAGAGCAUGAGGGAUCUGAAAGAGCUCACACCAGAGAACCUCCAAUGGAAGUUGAACCGUGACUUUCCUGACAGCAGUUGCAAGGCCAGCGAUUGCAUUCUGUUGGCACAAUGGCUGCUAGACCUCAUUGGCACCAUGCCAUGGCAGAUGACUGAGCCACUGCAGAUGGCUUAUGAAGGCCUACAGGGCUUGGACAACUUUCAGCGCUUGUGCUACACAGGCGACAGACU
Cladocopium goreaui is the source of this 1085-nucleotide messenger RNA. The record is from the annotation of a GenBank genome assembly. NCBI's taxonomy places the organism in Eukaryota, Dinophyceae, Suessiales, Symbiodiniaceae.